AUUGUUUACGUAUACAGCAUGUCUCGCAAGGGAAAAUGUACGUAAUGCCGUACGAACACAGUGACAAGUGUCACGCAUGCUCGAAUGCGUUUUAAAUGUCAAAACCGAGCGAAUUUGUCCGCGUUUAUUUGCCGAGAUUCUCGCACGAUAUAUAGUUUCGCAUAAGUGAUGUCCUUGCUGCGUGCCUCGCACGACUAUCAGAGUGCUAUGGCCAAACCGUGUUACAAGCUGAGAACCUCCCUUUUCGGACACGCGUCCGACGUAAGGGCUGUAGCUACCUUCGCCGACGGAACCAUAGUAUCCACGUCUAGAGACGAGACUGCUCGUAUUUGGAAGCCAUCCGGAAAUGAUAAGGAUUACGAGCACACUGCAACACUGAAGGGUCACUCCAAUUUUGUUACCUCUGUGUGUGUUAUAAAUCCAUCAGAGCAAAACCCUACAGGUUUCAUCAUCACAGGCAGUCAUGACAAAACAAUUCGUAUAUAUGUGCCAGACCAAACAGAGCCCAUAAAUAUUAUAAAGAGUCAUCAGGAUACAGUAUGUAAACUGAGAACUGGAAUGAAAGAAGGGACAUUCUUAUCAAGUUCUUGGGAUAUGAGUGCAAAGUUGUGGAACCUCAGUGACUUGAGCAAGCCACAAUUAAACCUGUUGGGUCACACAGCUGCUGUAUGGUGUGUGGCAGAUUUGUCUAGUGGGUCUAUUGUAACUGGAUCAGCAGAUAAACUUGUUAUAAUAUGGACAGGCGAUGGUUCAGUACAGCAUAAGUUAACUGGGCAUACCGAUUGUGUUCGUGAUAUAUCUGCAAUAAGUAGCAAUGAAUUUUUAACUUGUGCCAAUGAUGCCACUAUACGUCAUUGGAAUGCAUCACUUGGAACUUGCUUAGGAACUUAUUGUGGACACGAGAAUUAUAUUUAUAGUAUUUUAGCCCUAGAAAAUGGUUCAAGUACAUUCACUUGUGGGGAAGAUCGUACUCUUAGGAUAUGGAACAGUGGAGAACUGUGUCAAACAAUUACCCUACCCACUCAGUCAGUGUGGUGUUUAGCUUUACUCCCUAAUGGUGAUGUAGUUACCGGAAGUUCAGAUGGUUUUGUCAGGAUAUUUACAUGUGACCCAGAACAUUAUGCUGAUCCAGAAACUCUACAAGAGUUUGAACAGGGGGUAGCCAAUGUUAAGCUCAAUGCUGAACAAGAGCUAGGAGGGAUCAAAAUUAAAGAUUUACCAGAUGCGGAAGCGUUGCUUCAGCCUGGACAAAGAGAUGGUCAGAUUAAAAUUGUAAAUGACGGUGAUGCGGUAAAAGCUUACAGUUGGUCGCAAAAUGAACAGAGGUGGAUCAAAAUUGGAAACGUCAUGGGUGCAUCCGGUGGAAGUGCAGCUACGUCGGGAAAAAAACUUUAUAACGGCAUAGAGUACGACUAUGUGUUCUCUGUGGAUAUACAAGAUGGUGUGCCACCCUUGAAAUUGCCCUACAACAAUGACCAAGAUCCUUGGCACGUCGCGCAGAAGUUUCUUCAUGACAACAGUCUUAGUCAAUUAUUUUUAGACCAGGUUGCAAAUUUUAUAAUAAAAAAUUCUCAACCUGCAUCAGUUCUGAAAACUGAUGCUCAAUAUGCUGAUCCUUUCACAGGAGGCAGUAGAUACAUUCCUCAAUCGACAGCAAAUACAGCUCCACAAGAGUCCGCCCGACCAGCAACGUUCAGCUCCUCAGAGACUUCUGCACCUUCUUAUAUUCCUCACACAAAGUAUUUGAAACUGGAACAAGCUAAUCUUUCUCAGAUUUUAGAAAAACUAAGGGAAUUAAAUGCCAAGCAGAGUGAACCUUUAAAAGUACCCAAUGACAAAUUGGAGUCCCUAGUGCAGCUUGCGAGAGACGAAGCUUCUGAGCAAUUAAAUUCUGAUGCUCUGAGCACCUUGAAGACACUGUUAAAUUGGCCAGAUGAUAUACUGUUUCCUGUGCUCGAUGUGAUUAGGCUUGCGGUGCUCUAUAAAGAGAUUAAUAAUGUUCUGUGUACAGAGGAGCUGUUGCAGAUUGUGAAGAAGCAUGUCAAGCCUGAUGCACUUCCAUCAAAUCAGAUGCUCACCUUUCGUAUGCUAGCAAAUAUGUUCACCCAUGAAAAGGGUGAGAAAUUGUGUCUUAGUUACAAGGAUGAUAUUCUGAAGCAAUUGUCAGAGUUAGAAUCUCUUGCGAAUAAAAAUAAUCAGGUAGCAAUUUCAACGUAUAUAUUGAAUUUAACCGUGGCUUUGAAUAAGUACAAUGAUACUCUUGGUAAGACGCAAUGCUUAAAUGUUAUGUUUUCUAUAUUACCACGUUUGAGCGAAUCCGAAGCGGUAUUCAGAACUCUCGUAGCGAUGGGUACGCUUUUAAGUACAACAUCGAAUUCAGAAGAUCGAGACGAUUUGAUUAAAGCAGUACGACAUUCGGAAGUUGCGUUAAACAUAUUGCAAACUAUGUCAGAAACAACAGUCCCUACGAACAAGCUGGCGAAUUGUUCGAAAGAGAUCAUCAGUUUAAUUAUUUAA
Habropoda laboriosa is the source of this 2517-nucleotide messenger RNA. It is a transcript of the gene Plap, whose product is annotated as phospholipase A-2-activating protein. The transcript is spliced from 6 exons. Gene Ontology annotation, cellular component: cytoplasm; nucleus. Bases 169 to 2517 code for a protein of 782 amino acids. NCBI's taxonomy places the organism in Eukaryota, Metazoa, Arthropoda, Insecta, Hymenoptera, Apidae. Gene Ontology annotation, biological process: proteasome-mediated ubiquitin-dependent protein catabolic process; ubiquitin recycling. The record is from RefSeq and is a predicted model, not a curated record. Gene Ontology annotation, molecular function: ubiquitin binding.